AUUGCAUGAUUCGAUACUAUUUUAUAAUCAGUUCUAGUUUGUUUAGGGUGCAAUGUGGAUUAUUGCAGAGCAGGAGUGAUAACUUUGAGAGCACUGAAAGGAUCUGUCCUUCAGAGUCAAGCCCUGUGUGAGUUUCUUUCCAGGCUAAUUUCAAUAUUAGUAUGGCUUCUUCAUGACAAUAUUACAAAAAUAUUAUCGGAAAAUCAAAUUUAUAAAUCAGCCAGCAAAAUACCAAGGGACAAAUUACAUUUACUGCAGUGGUGUUGGCUAAUUUUUUUUCUUUAGUCAGCAGUUUUUUCUUGAAAUGAAACAUUACCUCACCAGGCCACAGUUACAAUCACAUCCAUCUCAGUACAGAUGUUGGCUUUUUAUUACCAACAAAAUGAACAGCUGUGGAUUCAUUGCAGUCAGGAAACAUUUCUUGUCAUGCAAUUACAAAAUUUUGUCCCCUACAACAAGGUCUCAACACUUUGCUGUAAAUAUAACAACCAACAGUUUGUUUCUUUUGGGUACAAUUUUAAGGGGGUAGUGGUGUUUCUGAUGGGUUGUGGAGAAGGGAAAAAAAAAACACAUUUCUGUUACACAAAUUAUUUGUUUAUUUUAUUUAUUUUAAUGGCUUCUUUAUUGAGAAUUUCUGGAUAUUUUUGCCUCUUCCAGCCUGUAGUUAUUCAAAGAACAAAAAAAUCUAAAAAGCAAGACUCAGCCCUUAGUUGAACUGGUCACAGCCUUUUAACCCAUGCAAACUGAGAGAAGUGGUGCAAAGUAGACGUACCUUUGUUUUAAGGGUUUGCAUGUCAAAAAAAGAUUGGGAACUACUGUGACAGAUUAUGGCACAUGGGGGUGUGACACUUUAAGCAGUAUACAAUUAUUAAAUGUUGAUAUACUGCUAAAAAACCAAAGGUUAAAUAGGAUCACUUGAUCUCCAGCUCAUCAGUACAGGGUUUUGCUUACGGUGUACGGGAGGUAGUGUAACACUGCCACCUGGCGGUUACAUGGAGCACUUACGGCGGGGGGCACGGCAGGCCAGAGAAGGAAUCGAAGGAAAAGGGCGGAGGAAAGGGAGCUACCGAGGGGAUUGAGAAAAUGACAAACCACAGUGACUUUUUGCGGCGGGAUAAAUUGCAUUAUUUAAUUUCCAUCUCUUAGGACUUUACAGACACAUGAAGCUACUCUGUCUACGGUGAACGGCAUAUGGCUAUAAGCCCUCUCUUAUUUCUAUUUCCCACUCUUUCUCCCCCACAGGUGACUGCCUGUUUGCUCAGAUUGUAGCACAGAACGUGUCCUUUCAGAAGUCUUUGUCAGGGCCAAGCAGGCGGUUGGGCGACAGGGAGUUGUGGGGGCCAUGCUACAGGGGUGAGGGGGGUCUGCAGUGUGGGAGAACGCACAUCGUCGGAUGAGGAGGGAUUCAGGGUCGGUCGGUGUGGAGAUGAAGCUCAAACAGCGCUUGGUGGUGCUGUGUGCCGUGCUGCUCCUGCUGGGCCUGGCCAAGAUCUUCCUCCUGGAUGGAGGUGAAGGAUCUGCAGCCAGCCGACGGGACCUCAGAGCAUUUCGUAAGAUGGAAGCCGGCCUUUCCCUGUCCCGUGGAGCUCGCCUCACCCACACCCUCCAGUCUCCAUGGGAGAUAGCAAGCCAGUGGGUGGGCCCCAGAGAGGUGUACCCUGAGGAGACUCCAGAGCUUGCUGCUGUGCUCACUGCCCUCAGCACUGCCAGGAUAGAACGGGCAGAUGUGGGCUAUAAGGGCACUCAGCUCAAAGCCCUGCUGGUGCUGGACGGCGGACAGAAAGUGGUCUUCAAACCCAAAAGAUAUAACAGAGACUAUGUUGUUGAAGGCGAGCCAUACGCGGGCUAUGACAGGCACAACGCAGAGGUGGCGGCUUUUCACUUGGAUAGAAUCCUGGGUUUCAGGAGAGCACCUCUUGUGGUGGGGCGAUACGUCAACCUGCGGACAGAGAUUAAACCCGUGGCCACAGACCAGCUGCUGAGCACCUUCCUCAUGCAAGUUAAUAAUACAUGUUUCUAUGGAAAGUGUUAUUACUGUCGGGAGAGUGAGCCAGCGUGUGCAGAGGGAGAGAUAAUGGAGGGAUCCCUAACCCUUUGGCUGCCCGACGUCUGGCCCUUGCAGAAACAUAGACACCCCUGGGGACGCACGUACAGAGAGGGGAAACUGGCCAGGUGGGAGUACGAUGAGAGUUACUGCGAGGCGGUGAAGAAAAUGCCCCCUUACGAUGCAGGGCCAAGGCUGCUAGAUGUCAUAGACACAGCCAUAUUUGAUUAUCUCAUUGGGAACGCUGAUAGACAUCACUACGAGAGUUUCCAGGACGAUGGUGGCGCCAGCAUGCUCAUCCUGCUCGACAACGCAAAGAGUUUGUGUUGGCACUUUCAGGCAUGCUCAUCUUUUUCAAGAACUCACUUAUUGCCACUGAAACUACUUUAAAGCUGACUCAUGGGAACAGCCACUUCCAUGAAGCGAGGACAUUGAACCGUUAAUCCUUCUUUGAAAUUAUUUUGUUUUUUUAUGAUCAAAACAAUGGAAAAUUUUCUCUCUGCAUGAUGGUUGUUUUUCAAACUGAACUACUGAUUGUAUC
Molecule: messenger RNA, 2585 nt
Organism: Xiphias gladius (swordfish)
Lineage: Eukaryota; Metazoa; Chordata; Actinopteri; Istiophoriformes; Xiphiidae
Gene: fam20b
Product: FAM20B glycosaminoglycan xylosylkinase
Exons: 8
Coding region: 1394-2434 (346 amino acids)
Biological process (GO): protein phosphorylation
Cellular component (GO): Golgi apparatus
Molecular function (GO): phosphotransferase activity, alcohol group as acceptor
Source: RefSeq, a predicted model, not a curated record